AAACCCGGUUGUCGCGGUUUCGGAGAAGAAGACCCAGCCACCGCCACAAGAUGAGACCCCAGCGGCGGCGCAGAUCCAAUUAAAAACAGUUUCUACUGGAAUAGGGAGGCAAUCCACAACCGCCGCCGGUCUCUACCCUUAAUCCAACUUACAAGCUCUCGGUUCAGACAUACACGCAUCUGCAAUGGCUAAUACGCCGAUGGUCCCGCCCAACCCGGCGACAGGGAAUCCGAAUUUAGAUGGAGGCGUGCCGGCACCGCCGGGGACGGACAUGACCGGGCUAUGUUUCAGGGAUCAGCUGUGGCUCAACUCUUACCCUCUCGAUAGAAACUUGGUGUUCGAUUACUUUGCUCUUUCCCCUUUCUAUGACUGGACCUGCAAUAAUGAACAGAUCCGAAUGCGCUCUAUUCACCCCCUCGAUGUUUCUCAUCUGUCAAAAAUGACUGGAAUUGAAUACACACUUAGUGAAGUUAUGGAGCCCCAUCACUUUGUCAUUCGUAAACAAAAGAGAGAUAGUCCUGAGAAAGUCACACCAAUGUUAACUUAUUAUGUCUUGGAUGGUUCAAUUUACCAAGCUCCCCAGCUCUGCAAUGUCUUUGCAGCUAGACUGGGACGAGCUUUAUUUCACAUAUCAAAAGCUUUUACCUUUGCUGCCACGAAAUUGGAAAAGAUUGGAUAUGUGGAAGCUGAAAAUGAGAGCGGGAAUGCUGAGGCAAAGGCUCCGAAGGAGACUAUAGACUUUAAAGAACUUAAGCGAGUAGAUCAUAUUCUCGCUUCUCUACAACGCAAGCUCCCGCCAGCUCCGCCGCUGCCUCCCUUUCCAGAGGGUUAUACACGCCCUUCAAUUGCAGAAGGUUCGGAAAAGCAGCCGCAAGGAGAUGCCCAACUGCAGCUUCCGGUGGAUCCCAUCCUCGACCAAGGUCCUCCUUCCAAGAGGAUGCGAAUUUGACAUGGUUCAUCACCUCUUCCCAUGCCUAAAGAAACCUUGGAAAGCAAUCACCAUUUGGGGCGGUUGAAAAGGGGGAAAAUUGUAAACUUCAUAGCUCAUAGAGUUUUCCAUAUAUCCGAUGGAGCCAAAAUUUCACCAUUUUUUAGCUUUAGGGUGUGAUAGAAUAAAUCAAAAUGGAUCUCUAAAUUGUCUGCGCUUCUUUAAUUAAUGAAGUAGUAGUUAGUCAAGCAAUACAACUUUUGACGUUGA
This is a messenger RNA of Cuscuta campestris, 1198 nucleotides long. NCBI's taxonomy places the organism in Eukaryota, Viridiplantae, Streptophyta, Magnoliopsida, Solanales, Convolvulaceae. The record is from the annotation of a GenBank genome assembly.